Messenger RNA from Pipistrellus nathusii (Nathusius's pipistrelle), 981 nucleotides. The record is from the annotation of a GenBank genome assembly. Lineage: Eukaryota; Metazoa; Chordata; Mammalia; Chiroptera; Vespertilionidae.
AUGGCGCGGCCCGUCAGCGACAGGACCCCGGCCCCCCUGCUGCUGGGCGGCCCGGCCGGGGCCCCCCCUGGCGGGGGAGCGCUGCUGGGCCUGCGGAGCCUUCUGCAAGGGACCAGCAAGCCCAAAGAGCCAGCCAGCUGUCUCCUGAAGGAAAAGGAGCGCAAGGCGGCUCUGCCCGCAGCCACGGUCCCCGGGCCCGGCCUGGAGACGGCGGGCCCGGCGGCGGAUGCCCCCGUGGCGGCGGCGGUGGGCGGCGGGUCCCCCCGCGGGCGCCCAGCGGCUGCCCCGGGCCCGAGCCUGUUGGCGCCGCUGCUGUGGGAGCGGACGCUGCCGUUCGGCGACGUGGAGUACGUGGACCUGGACGCCUUCCUGCUGGAGCACGGGCUCCCGCCCAGCCCGCCGCCCCACGGCGGCCCGUCCCCGGCACCCUCGCCCGCGCGCACGCCCGCGCCCUCCCCCGGACCCGGCUCCUGCGGCUCCGCGUCCCCUCGCUCCUCGCCGGGGCACGCCCCCGCCCGGGCCGCCCUCGGGGCCGCCGGCGGCCACCGCGCAGGCCUGACCUCUCGGGACACACCUAGCCCUGUGGACCCAGAUACCGUGGAGGUGCUGAUGACCUUUGAACCUGACCCUGCUGACUUAGCCCUGUCAAGCAUUCCCGGCCACGAGACCUUUGACCCUCGGAGACAUCGGUUCUCGGAGGAGGAGCUUAAGCCCCAGCCCAUCAUGAAGAAGGCCAGGAAGAUCCAGGUGCCAGAGGAGCAGAAGGACGAGAAGUACUGGAGUCGGCGGUACAAGAAUAACGAGGCGGCCAAGCGGUCCCGCGACGCCCGGCGGCUCAAGGAGAACCAGAUAUCGGUGCGGGCGGCCUUCCUGGAGAAGGAGAACGCCCUGCUGAGGCAGGAGGUGGUGGCGGUGCGCCAGGAGCUGUCCCACUACCGCGCCGUGCUGUCCCGCUACCAGGCCCAGCACGGGGCCCUGUGA